AUGGAAAUAGACGAAGAAGAUGGGACAGAACUUAUGGAGGUGGAUGAAGAGGAUUAUUCAGAACCGAUGGAGGUGGACGACAAUGUUACUUACGAAGAGAUGGACGAAACUAUUAAAAUAGACGAUAGGAUGGUAGAAUUCGUGAAUUUGGAUGAUAUUGAUGAGACGGAGAAGAAUAGUGAUGACGAUGAAACAGACGAAGACGAUGAAACAGACGAGGACUAUGAAACAGGCGAGGACGAUGAACUUGAUGAAAAUGAUGACAAGCCAAUUUACACAGACAGCGGAUCGGAAGGAUCAUUAGAUAUGGAUUUGGAUGACGGAACGAAUUAA
Molecule: messenger RNA, 333 nt
Organism: Sipha flava (yellow sugarcane aphid)
Lineage: Eukaryota; Metazoa; Arthropoda; Insecta; Hemiptera; Aphididae
Product: prostatic spermine-binding protein-like
Exons: 2
Coding region: 1-333 (110 amino acids)
Source: RefSeq, a predicted model, not a curated record